Molecule: messenger RNA, 828 nt
Organism: Klebsormidium nitens
Lineage: Eukaryota; Viridiplantae; Streptophyta; Klebsormidiophyceae; Klebsormidiales; Klebsormidiaceae
Source: the annotation of a GenBank genome assembly
AUGGCGCCCCCGAGCUACAGCGACCUGUUCUCGAUUGAGGGCAAGACCGCCCUGGUUACUGGGGCAUCGUCAGGAAUCGGGUCCCGCUUCUCGGUCUUUCUAGCGUCGCAGGGGGCAUCAGUGGUGGUGGCAGCGCGCCGGAAGGACAAGCUUCAUGACGUCGUGCAGGAAAUCGAAAAGGCGGGCGGCAAGGCGAAGGCUGUCGAGCUGGAUGUGUCAGCGAACCAAGAAUCGAUCAAGAGGAGUGUAGACGAAGCCUGGGCAGCCUUCGGCAAGCUGGACAUCCUGGUAAACAACGCGGGGCUCGGCGGCGGCGAGGGCGUUCUUAAGGACAGCCAAGAGACGUUCGACGCACUGUUCAACACCAACGUGCGCGGCGUCUACUUCACGACCCAGGCCGUGGCUAGGCUGAUGGUGGACCACGAUCUCUCGGGGCGGAUCGUAAACACGAGCUCGAUCGCCGGGGCGGAGAUGGUUAUGGCCGGGUGGGCCAUCUACGCUGCCUCCAAGGCCGCGGUUAUCCAGCUAACCAGGGCGAUGGCGGUCGAGCUGGCUCCCAAGGGCAUCAACGUGAACAGCAUCGCGCCCGGCGUCUUCCCGUCGGAGCUGACGAGCUCAGUGGUCGGGACCGAAAGCGCAAAGCUAGUCCAGAGGGCAGUCCCUGCGCGCAGGUACGGAGACACGGAGACGGACCUGAUGGGCGCCCUCCUGCUCCUCGUGAGCGAGAAAGCGUCUCGAUACAUCGUCGGGGUGACCAUCCCAGUGGACGGCGGACACUCGCUAUACACGAUGGAUCUGGCGAAUCCAACAGCCAUCUUUGACGAAUAG